This is a messenger RNA of Cynocephalus volans (Philippine flying lemur), 3180 nucleotides long. RefSeq names its product component of oligomeric golgi complex 5 (gene COG5). The coding region runs from base 9 to 2498 and encodes 829 amino acids. Gene Ontology annotation, biological process: intra-Golgi vesicle-mediated transport. The transcript is spliced from 22 exons. The record is from RefSeq and is a predicted model, not a curated record. NCBI's taxonomy places the organism in Eukaryota, Metazoa, Chordata, Mammalia, Dermoptera, Cynocephalidae. Gene Ontology annotation, cellular component: COG complex.
CUGCCAACAUGGAAGGUGGCGACGGCCUAGUCGCUGUGGCUGGCCUUGGCGCUUUGGGCUCUGGAGGUGCUGCAGCGACAGUCCGGGAGCUUCUGCAGGACGAGUGUUACAGUGAUUUUUUAAAUGAAGACUUUGAUGUAAAGACUUAUACUUCCCAAUCUAUUCAUCAAGCUGUAAUUGCUGAACAACUAGCAAAACUUGCCCAAGGAAUCAGUCAAUUGGAUAAAGAACUACACCUACAGGUCGUUGCAAGACAUGAAGAUUUACUGGCACAAGCAACUGGGAUUGAGUCUUUAGAAGGUGUUCUUCAGAUGAUGCAGACGAGAAUUGGGGCUUUACAAGGAGCUGUUGAUAGGAUGAAAGCAAAGAUUGUUGAGCCAUACAAUAAAAUAGUAGCCCGUACUGCACAGCUAGCAAGACUUCAGGUUGCCUGUGAUUUGCUUCGGAGAAUUAUUCGCAUCUUGUAUCUCAGUAAGAGACUCCAAGGACAACUGCAAGGGGGAAGUAGAGAGAUAACAAAAGCUGCUCAGAGUCUCAGUGAACUUGAUUAUCUUUCUCAAGGAAUAGAUCUUUCUGGAAUAGAAGUAAUAGAAAAUGAUCUAUGUUUUAUUGCAAGAGCCCGACUUGAAGUGGAAAAUCAAGCUAAGCGCCUACUGGAGCAGGGUGUGGAGACUCAGAAUCCAACUCAAGUCGGAACAGCUCUUCAAGUUUUCUAUAAUCUUGGAACUUUGAAGGAUACCAUUACCAGUGUCGUGGAUGGAUAUUGCACUACUUUAGAAGAAAAUAUCAACAAUGCAUUAGACAUCAAAGUUUUGAGUCAGCCUUCCCAGUCAGCUGUGAGAGGAGGUCCUGGACGAUCUACCAUGCCAACCCCAGGAAAUACUGCAGCUUUUCGUGCUUCCCUCUGGACCAAUAUGGAGAAACUUAUGGACCAUAUUUGUGCUGUUUGUAGACAGGUACAACAUCUACAAAAAGUAUUAGCCAAGAAGAGAGAUCCUGUUUCUCACAUUUGUUUCAUUGAAGAAAUAGUUAAGGAUGGACAACCUGAAAUUUUAUACAUGUUUUGGAAUUCGGUUACUCAGGCACUUUCUUCUCAAUUUCAUAUGGCAACAAACUCUUCUAUGUUUUUGAAACAAGCAUUUGAAGGAGAAUACCCUAAGUUAUUGCAUCUUUGUAAUGACUUAUGGAAGCGUAUUCAACAAUACAGUCAAAAUAUCCAAGGGAAUUUUAGUGCAAGUGGAACUACAGACCUCUAUGUUGACCUACAACACAUGGAAGAUGAUAUACAAGACAUAUUCAUCCGAAAAAAGCCAGAUUAUGAUCCAGAAAAGGCUUUGAAAGACUCACUGCAACCCUACGAGGCUGCUUAUCUAUCGAAAUCCUUGUCUCGACUGUUUGAUCCUAUCAACUUGGUUUUUCCCCCUGGUGGUCGUAAUCCUCCUUCCUCUGAUGAACUUGAUGUUAUCAUUAAAACUAUAGCAAGUGAACUAAAUGUAGCUGCUGUUGAUGCAAACCUUACAUUAGCUGUGUCAAAAAACGUGGCAAAGACCAUCCAGUUAUAUGGUGUAAAGUCAGAGCAGCUUCUCUCCACACAGGGAGAUGCAAGUCAGGUGAUUGGGCCUCUUACUGAAGGACAGAGGAGAAAUGUGGCAGUGGUGAAUUCACUGUAUAAGUUGCACCAAUCAGUUACAAAGGUGGUUUCCAGUCAGAACUCAUUCCCACCAGCAGCUGAGCAAACUAUAAUUUCAGCCCUAAAGGCGAUCCAUGCUCUUAUGGGAAAUGCAGUGCAACCCUUACUGACUUCUGUGGGAGAUGCUAUAGAGGCCAUAAUCAUCACCAUGCAUCAAGAAGAUUUUUCUGGGCCAUUAUCCAGCUCAGGAAAACCCGAUGUUCCUUGUUCUCUGUACAUGAAGGAGCUACAAGGUUUCAUUGCCAGAGUUAUGAGUGACUACUUUAAACACUUUGAAUGCUUGGAUUUUGUCUUUGACAACACUGAAGCUAUUGCCCAAAGAGCAAUUGAACUUUUUAUCCGCAAUGCCAGUCUCAUAAGACCUCUUGGUGAAGGUGGGAAAAUGCGACUUGCUGCUGAUUUUGCACAGAUGGAGUUGGCUGUGGGUCCAUUCUGCAGACGAGUGUCCGAUUUAGGAAAAUCCUAUCGAAUGCUGAGGUCAUUCAGACCACUGCUCUUCCAGACAAGUGAACAUGUGGCCAAUAGUCCUGCACUGGGGGACAUUAUUCCAUUCAGCAUCAUCAUUCAGUUUUUGUUCACAAGAGCACCCGCUGAACUGAAAUCCCCCUUCCAGAGGGCAGAGUGGUCCCAUGCACGCUUCUCCCAGUGGCUGGAUGACCAUCCAUCUGAAAAGGACAGGCUCCUCCUCAUCAGGGGAGCCUUGGAAGGUUAUGUUCAAUCAGUGAGAAGUAGAGAAGGCAGAGAAUUUGCACCAGUCUACCCCAUAAUGGUUCAGCUGCUUCAAAAAGCUACAUCUGCUCUUCAGUAACAAUGUGAAAUCUUUGUUAAUCUCUACCUUCUGUUAAUCCAAAGUUAGCACUUAAAUAGCACAUACUCUGAAAGACAGCCACUAUCUACUGUUGUAGAAUGUAACUGAUUUUCCUAUAUUUCCUAUUGAUCUUUUUUUUUUUUUUAACCUCAUUAGCACUUCUACUUUAAAUAGCAUAAAAUAGAUUCAUCAUCACAACCUUUAAACUCCGUGGACCUGAUUUUUCCAGAAAGAUAUUCAACUCUUCCUUUCAGAUUUUUUGUACAAAGCUAGCUAACAUUUCUUUCCUAUCACAUAACUAUGUCUUCUCAUGGGUGCACACGAAGUCCUCAUUGCUUUUAAAGAGAUAAGACCAAGUUAUAUAAUAGGUACCCUGCUUAUCCCAACCUGCCUCCUCCUCCCUCAGUAAAUGCAGCCCUGUAGUUCCCAAAUUUGGCUGCACAUUCUUGUCACUGGGGGAGUUUUUAAAAAUCUUGAUGCCCAAAAUGCACUCCAUACUAAUUAAGACAUCUGGGAGUGGGAACCAUGGAUCAGUAUUUUUUUAAAAACUAUCCCCAAAGUGAUUCCAAUAUGCAAAAGAGUUUGGGAACCGCUGGCAUAUUCCCAAAGCUAAGAUUUAGGGUUAAAUGUUCUUGCUUAAGUAUGUCAUCCUGUAUCUUCAAAUAAAGCAAGGCUUUCUUUA